Molecule: messenger RNA, 1969 nt
Organism: Caenorhabditis elegans
Lineage: Eukaryota; Metazoa; Nematoda; Chromadorea; Rhabditida; Rhabditidae
Gene: wrt-6
Product: Warthog protein 6 N-product
Exons: 10
Coding region: 5-1786 (593 amino acids)
Biological process (GO): system development; protein autoprocessing; intein-mediated protein splicing
Cellular component (GO): plasma membrane; extracellular region; cell surface
Source: RefSeq, marked reviewed
CAGAAUGACAUUACUCAACUUGUUUUAUUGUUUCUGCCUACUAUUUGGAGCAGUUUUGGCGGAUUCCAUUCAUGAUGGUGGAUCUUGUGGUACGAAUUCAAUUCCUUACAAAAUGGAAGUAGACAGCGAAGGAAAACCAGUUAUAUCAUGUGAAGCGCCAUCCUGCCUUGGAGUUUCAAGCUCUGCAGCAAGACGCCCAAGAGUUUUGGAUGUGAGUUGCGACCCUUUCAAGGAGAUUGUCUGCGUCAAAGACCUGCAAUGGACUUCUGGGCUUGUGGAAAUCAAUAACGGAACACAUAGAACAUUGAAAACCGAGUGUUGUUCGUACGAAGGAAUGUCUGAUGCGAAAACAAUCAAGAGCAUCUUCCUUGGACCAGGACAAUCGUUUGUAGGAGGAAUGGUGGAAAAGGAUGGAGAGCAAUCAGGAUUCGAUCUUAUCAAGGAGAUUAGGAAGACUGUCAACGCAGAUAAUCAAGUUCAAUAUAUUGUUGGUGUCUACCGCAUGCCUUGUGAAGCCACCUCCGAUUCAAGCGAGGAAGCUCUUCCAUUGCUUUCAAGAAACAGAAGAAAGCUUCGUGAUAGAGUUGGAAAAUACGAUGAUUAUGAGGAAGACAGAAACUAUCGCUCUGAGAGAAGACGUCCGUUUGCAAUGAGAAGACGUGCCCUCCUUCAAAGACUCGAAGAUAUGUAUGAUGAUUACGAUUACGAAUUCCGAGUUGUGAGACGACCAUUCAGAAAAAGCCGCCUUCCAUACAACGAGAAUGCUCUUUGGCCACUGCAAUACUCCUCGCCACAACGUUCCCGCACAUUUGCCGACAACACGUACAACAAAGAAACAGUAGAAUCCGGGCCGCUUCCUCCACCACCGAGCUCCAACUACAUUGACAAUGUUGCCCCAGCUUCGCCUGUCGUUCAAUCGCCAGCCUACCCACAGACUCCAGCAGAAAUGCCUCUGCCACCUCAAUCAGGUUCAUAUUCUGGAUCGUAUAGUGGUUAUCCAACUGCUGAUGCAAGUCAAUACAAUGCGUACCCUGCAAUGCAGCAACCAGCAUAUCAACCGGCCUACCAACCGGCCUAUCAACCAGCCUACCAGCCAGCCUACCAACCAGCAUAUCAACCAGCAUACAGUGCAAGAGGAUACUCGCCGAAUUUGAAUGGGCUGUUCGGUGGAACUGGCAUGCAGUGUUUUUCCGGAGAUAUGGAGGUAGAGACAGAAGACGGAAUCAAGAUGAUCAAGGAUCUCAAGAUUGGCGACAAGGUUCUCAGCAUGGACGAGGCUUUUGUGACGUAUUCGCCCGUUAUCAUGUUUUUACACAAACGGGAUGAAGAGAUCGCGGAAUUCAAUCUCAUAGAAACAGCCAAUGGUCACUCAAUUAAACUGACCGAUAAUCAUUUGAUCUACGUGUCUGACUGCCGUACUAGAUCCGACUUAAAAUUGGUCGCCGCGAAAGAAGUCAAAAUGGAUGAUUGCAUUCACGUCACCACAGACAGCAAUGUCGUCAUCAAGAAAAAGGUAUCCAAAAUCAGCAAGGUCAUCGAAACUGGAAUCUACUCUCCACUUACUUCCACCGGAGAUAUUAUUGUCAACCGAGUUCUGGCUUCUUGUCAUUCCAACUUGGCGUUGAAGUCACUUCAACAAACUUUCUUCUCACUCUACAAACGUACUUCAAGUGUUUUCCAUAAUUUGAUGUUCUUCAAAUCCUCCACAGAAGAGGGAGAUCUUCCAGUUGGAGUCGAAACUUUAACAAGUGUCAUGGACUUGUUUAUUCCUCAAUCAUUUGUAUGAUUACUAAUCAGUUAAUAUGUAUAAGUUUAUAAUAAUUGUACGUUGUUUAAUAAUGUUUUUCUUGCUUAUGCUUUUUAUGCAAUGAUGUUAAAAUAUGCGGUUGAAUUGUGCAUUUGGUUGCAGCUGCUUUCUUUCACUGUCGCCUUGCCAUGUUGUAAAAUAAACAUAACUUAUUGAGUACAA